UGAAACACACCCCCUUACCUUAAUACAGUUUUAAACAAUUAGCAUUAUUAGCUAGUACUGGCCUCUGUCGUCAGUAUUAGAGGUGAAUAGCUAAAAAGCGAGGAUGUUGGUCCCCGCGGGAAGAUAAUGAAGAAGCUGCGCGUAUUGUUGCUGUGCGCCGUUUUAGCUCUCCUGUGCUGGCACUCUUGUCAUCAUGUUUAUUGUUCAGAAGAGAUCUCCUCUGGCCCAGGACUCCCUAAUGUUUGGGAAUCUUACGUUUGUCUGUGUGUGUCAGGGGCUGACGACAAGGUUGAAGAGGAAAGGGCGACACACACUCAGUCAUCGUACGACGUGGGUCUGGAGACAGAGAGAGCUGCACUAAAGGAAACAUCAUUGCACUCACUGCAUGAAGAGGAGCACAAACAGUCUGUGAAUUUGGAAGAAGUGUUGGAGGAGCCGCAGAUUCAGCUUGAGUCUGCUCUCCCUGAACUAGAACAACAACAACAGCAGCAGCAGCAGGAGCAGCAACCAGAACCCCAGAGCACCCAACAAUCAGACCAACAACAAUCAGCCCAACCACCAACAAUUAGAAACCCGAAGCGCGGAGCAGUCAGUCUACAGCCCACUGCCACCGAGGACCAGGCUGCCCAUGCCUCCGCUGCUUUAACCCCUCCACAGACUGUCCCACCCGGAGAAGACCCGUCUGCACCUCCUGCUGAACUCCAGAAGAGCCCAGAGUCAGCCUCACCUACCUCAGUCACCUCCUCCGAGAGCUCCUCCAGUGGACUAGACGUUCCGCGUCCUGAUGCCCCUGUAAAGAACUCUAGUGCCAGUCAGUGUGAGGUGGGCUCUGUGCCCCCCUUCAGCCAGUCCCUUGGCAUCACGCUCCCAAGGUGAGUACUGAGCAACAGGUAAACGGCAGAGAACCAGUCUGCCACAUUGGAAGUACAGAGUACAGAGACCAGCGUUGACCCAACUGCCACUCUGCUGCCCAGUGAGCUGGACCUCACAGAGCUGGGGCAAACAGCCAGUAUCUCUUCGCCUACAAAAAGCCAGCAGGUGGUGGACCAUGAGGGAGCAGCAGACCCUCCUGUCAGUAAAGAGGACAUCCCUACUUUUGAUGAGUGGAAGAAGAAAGUGAUGGAAGUAGAGGAGAAGAAAAGUCAGUCUAUGCACACUUCAUCAAAUGGCAGCCCUCAUCCAGUCAAAAAGGUCCAAAAGAAUUUCAAGAAUAACUACGCUUCUGUCGAAUGUGGGGCCAAAAUCCUCUCGGCCAACAAUGAAGCCAAGGGCAUGUUUGUGGUGAUGAUGGAUAUGUUGGUUCUGUACAUGUUGAGCACCUGGAUUUGGUUUGUUAUUGAGCUCUGUGAGCCAAUCCAGGUGAAGCAGCUGGAUAUUGCGAACUUUGAGUUGUUCUCCUCUACACCAAAAGAUUUCCUUGUGUCUAUAAGUGACAGGUAUCCGACCAAUAAGUGGAUCAAGCUGGGCACCUUUCACGCCCGUGAUGAACGCACAGUACAGAGCUUCCCUCUGGAUGAGCAACUCUAUGCCAAAUAUGUAAAGAUGUUCAUCAAAUACAUAAAGGUUGAGCUACUCUCCCACUUUGGCUCUGAACACUUCUGUCCACUCAGCCUGAUCAGGGUGUUUGGCACCAGUAUGGUGGAGGAGUAUGAUGAGAUAGCUGACUCUCAGUACACAUCAGAGAGAGCCGAGUAUCUGGAAGAAGACUUUGAUUACCCACCUGGCUACCUGCCGUCAGAGGACAAGACAUCGAAGAAUCUGCUGGGCUCUGCUACAAACGCCAUCCUGAACAUGGUAAACAACAUCGCAGCAAAUGUGCUAGGAGGCAAACCGGAGCUAGAGGACGGAGCUGAAAUGGAAGGAAAUGUUUCCACUGGGACAGAAAACGUCACACAGGCGUCGACAGAAACCUCACUCACGCCAGAACCCACCCCUACUGAACAGCCCUCUACGCUGGAUGUUCUUGAGCUGGAUCCCACUCUAGUGAAGGAGGACUUAGAGGUUCCUGAGGCUCCUUCAGAGCCUCCACCUGAGGAGAGCCGUAUUGUCAUCCUCAUCGAGGAGGAAGAAGAGGCCACCCAGCCGACGGUGACCCUGCUGGAGGAGGAGCAAGAGGAGGAGAAAAGUACAGAGGAGAUGUGGGAGCAGGAGAGCGCCACAUACUGCGGCCACCUCUCCACUUUGUCCUGUUUGGCAUCUCUGCACGAACGCUUCUACUGCUACUGUUCGGCAGCGUUAGCACAAGAGCGCCAGCGUAGAGACCGGCGCCACAAAGCACAGGACACACACACCGACACAGACACUCAAACCACCCCUCAGCAGUCCCUCCCUGACACCACCCCAACACAAGAGCCCCCUGUGCCCUCUGAGAAACUUCCAGAAACGGAGCAGCCCUCUCAGGCUCAAGCUGAGAUGAUUUCCCCUACUGAAACGGUGGCUUCUCUGCCUCAGUCCUCCAGUGGGGAGUCUGCGGUGAGCGAGCAGGAGCUCCCACCUGAGACUAUCCUGUUAGAGCCCAGUCGUACCUCCACCCUUCCCCCACACAGCUUCUCAGACACCCCCACCCAAAACAUCCCAGAGUCCCUGCCCACGGGAGAGCCCAUGGACCAGCGUCCGCAGUACCUGGUGGACAUCCCAGAAACCCUUACUCCGAGCAGCACCAGCAGCCUCCUCUCUCCCAGUGCUGCCUCCUCUGCGCUCUCCUCCACCACCACCACUGAACCCCACAGCCCAGAGACAGACCCUCCCAAACUGGAGCUCCCCGUCGCCACCAAAGAGCAGACGGUUCAGCCGUUGCCCACCCACACUCGCCCCGCUGAUAUCCCACCUCCUACUGAACUUCCCAUCCCGCUUCCAGAGGCCUCGGAUAUUGGCAAGACUACAGGGGUUGAAGAUCCUCACCACAGCGCUGUGGCCUCCCAGCCAGAGCUUUCUGAAGCUCCUCUGUCUCAACAAGAAGAGACUGUAGAUGACAUUCUGCUCCCACACCGCACCGCCGGAGAGUUUUACGCAGAGCAGCAGCAUUCGGUGGAAAUGGGCCACGGGAAUGGAAACGGCAACGGGAAUCAGGUGCACGGAUCCAACCAGAAGGAAUCUGUGUUCAUGAGAUUGAAUAACAGGAUUAAAGCACUAGAAAUGAACAUGUCACUCAGCAGCAGAUACCUAGAGGAGCUCAGCCAGAGGUAUCGUAAACAGAUGGAGGAGAUGCAACGGGCUUUCAACAAGACCAUCAUCAAACUGCAGAACACCUCCAGAAUCGCAGAAGAGCAGGACCAGAAACAGACAGAGUCUAUACAGAUGUUACAGAGCCAGCUGGAGAAUGCCACCAGGAUCAUGCUGAACCUGUCUGCCACAGUUGCUCAGCUACAGCGAGAGGUGUCUGACAGUCAGAGUUAUCUGGUGCUGUCUCUGAUGCUGUGUCUGAUGCUGGGUCUGCUGCUCUGUAUGCAGUGCUGCAGGAGCUUGCCCGGUCACAACACCAGUUCAGUCAUUCCCAUGAGCAACCACUACCCCAGCCCUAAGAGGUGUUUUUCCUCAUAUGAUGAUAUGAGUCUGAAACGGAGAGUUUCUUGUCCUCUCGUUCGUUCAAAGUCAUUUCAGCUGCCUACGUCAGAAGUAGGUCCUGAUGACUUGUACAUUGUAGAACCUCUAAGGUUUUCUCCAGAGAAAAAGGUAUGGAAAAAACGCUGCAAGACAAAAGGAGGGGACAGAGUGGAGACGCUCCAGGCCUCCGUGCCCUCAGUGACGGGUGUUAACGGUGAGCCCAGAUGCAACGGUGAAACAUCAACAUCUUCUCUUCAGUUCCUGCCGUCAUCGUGCAACGGCUACGCAGCCACCAGCUCGUCCAGGGACUGUGCGUCAGAGGGCAGCACGGAGAGCUCUGCUUCAACACUGUCUGAGGACUCCUUCAGCAGCGCCCCCUCCAUGAACGGACACGACCCAAACCUGUGCAACGGCGAGCCCCCACCGCCGACCUUCCCUCCGGCCAAGAGCAAGAUGGAGAAGAGGUCUCUGAAACGACGCAAGUCAAAGAACGCUGAGCAGGAGGAAGCCCGGCGCGUGGGCGAGAUACUGCCACUUCCUGUGACCGUCAUGCCCACGCUGGAGGAGCUCAUGAAGGGAAAGGCGGACCUGGGCGUGGCCACAUUCGGAAGGACAGCUGUAACAGGACGAGUUUGAGUUCUUAUGCCACCAUCUUUCUUUUUCUUAUUCCAUCUCACCAUCGUUUUGAGAUUUUAUUGUGAGCGCUGAUCCUGACGCCGUCUUCACUACAUCCUCCUGGUUCUCUGAACUUUGGUUAUGUGCCUUUUUUUUUAUCCAUUCGGGAUCUUUUUUUAUUAUUAUUAUUAUUCUUCUGGGGAAGUUCUGACUGAUAAACAUUGGCAAGUAUGAAUGAGACUUGGUUUGAUGUUGCAGAGGUGACCAGGAGUUUAGGCCGAUUUACAGAUGGCAGACUUACAACAUUCAGCGUGUUUCUUUACACUAACAUGACCCUCAGGUCUCCAUUUCCUCUUUCACUGUCCCUUUAAGGCUCACUCACUCCUUUUUUUCCUUCCUGUUUGGAUAUGGUAUUCUUGUACAUGUGAGUGUGUGUUUGUGUGUGACUGUACACCAGUCAUUGUCUGUGGUUGGUUUGUGGGACCAGUGAUGUCACACAGCACAGGGAUUCAAUCCAGUGAACAGAGCGGAAUGAAAAACAGAUCCAGUCCAUGCUAAUUCUGUCAUUUGUCUUUUAGAGCCAAAUUAAGGUGUUUUUUUUUCUCUACUAUUCGAAUCACAAUCUAAUUUUGACCAAUGAGUCCAGGCUGGGCCUGAACACUCUCUCACACACACACACACACACACACACACACACACGCACACAUUCAUAUAUCAACAUGUUCACAUUGUGCAUCUCAAGCAUGUUUACAGCUGAUUUUCUUCAUGUUCAGUGGAGCCGUCAUAAAAAAAGACAUUUUUACACGCCUUAUAUAUACACACGGGGAGUUUGUAGGGGACAUUCUGUUAUUUUAGUGGUAAUUAUUUAUGUAUUUAUUUAUUUAAAUGUGACCCAGGCUCUAUGAGAUCACGGUCAUGUGAUAUAUGAGAUACAGUGCCCCCCCACCCUGACCUCAAUGUAAGAGAUUUAUUACAGAUACAAAUGGUACGGACUACAUCUUCCUGUUCUCUAAAGUUUGAUUUGAGAAAGCUAGAUUCUGCUUUUGACUUCUCAAACUCUUUAUUUUGCAUUCAAAUCAAUUCUUAAAUCAAAUGAAGCAUCAGCUUAAUCCGUUCUAAUGCUCAUAACAUCUGAUUGGCUCAGCUUCUGGCUGUGAUUUACUCUUCCUCGCUGGAUCUGUUCGGACGAGCUUUGGGUUACUGGAUUCGAGAUGAAUCUGUAAAAACGGCCGAGCUCUCGUUGUUGUGCAAAUAUCAUGCAUGAGUCCAGCAAAGCAACCGUCUGGUCUGUCCUAUCUGUCAUGUACAUGUAAAGUUUGUGUGUGUGUGUGUCCAGCAUCUUCUCUUUACACACUCCAUGUCCCUCUUAACACACUUUCUAUGUGUGUGUGUGUGUGUGUUCGCUGCUUUCUUAGUUGUUUUUAAUGCAUCCAAGAGACCAUUUGACAUCCCAGUGGAGUUUCUCUGUGUCAGAUCGGUGUUGUGUAAGACUGUAAGUGUUUUCUUUCACGCAGACGAUCCCAUCAUUGACCUUUAAUCAGACUGUGGGGUUUAGAGAAUGUGAAUUCACAUCACGAUUUCAAUAAAAGGGAAAGAUUGGGAUGGCCUGCGGUGGACCAUCUCUGUGAUUUCCAUGCUACGUUUCACUUUAAAAUGUUUCACUGCCUUUCUCCUUUUUGAAUGGUAACUGAUAUGUGCUUGUGGAAUUUGUGGGUGUUUUCUCAUCAGUGUGUAUGUUGAUGACUCUUUCCUGUACACCAGUGAGUAGAGACCGCUGCGUGUGUCUCUCCUGUGCACUUUGGAGAACUACACAUGCCUUUGUUUUUCUACACCACACCUUGUACGUGUGAUUUUUUUCCUUCGCGGCUUGUUUUAUUUAGGAGGGCUCUAUUUGGUGGUUGCUGAUUUAUUUAAACGUACGCUAGGUGGCGCCCAAAUGAAAUAUCAUCAUCUGUGAGGACGAACUGCACAGUAUUUGAUUUUAUUUUGUUUUUCCAAUUGUAACUACAGCAGUGUAGUGCCAUUAGAAACUGUGAAUUUAUAAAUAAAACACUUUGUUGUCUUUA
Cyprinus carpio (common carp) is the source of this 6224-nucleotide messenger RNA. RefSeq names its product SUN domain containing ossification factor. Gene Ontology annotation, cellular component: membrane; cytoplasm. The record is from RefSeq and is a predicted model, not a curated record. Gene Ontology annotation, biological process: protein folding in endoplasmic reticulum; regulation of bone remodeling. Lineage: Eukaryota; Metazoa; Chordata; Actinopteri; Cypriniformes; Cyprinidae.